Messenger RNA from Cydia fagiglandana, 1200 nucleotides. RefSeq names its product gastric triacylglycerol lipase-like. The record is from RefSeq and is a predicted model, not a curated record. Gene Ontology annotation, molecular function: hydrolase activity, acting on ester bonds. The coding region runs from base 1 to 1200 and encodes 399 amino acids. Lineage: Eukaryota; Metazoa; Arthropoda; Insecta; Lepidoptera; Tortricidae. The transcript has a single exon.
AUGAAGUCCGCCAUUAUCUUGCUAAUAGUGAUUAUACAGUUAACACACUCUGCUUCCGAACCUGAUGCUAAGUCACUUUUGUCAGUGAUUGCAGAUCUCACACUCUCUGAAGACGGAAAACUUAACUUUACACAACUAGUGACUAAAUAUGGACACAUUGCCGAACAAUACGAAGUUACGACUGAAGAUGGAUACCUCCUCAAGUUAUUUCACAUCCCUGGAAAAAGAUCUUCAGUACUUUUAACCCAUGGACUCGCAGCUGAUGCAGAUCCUUACGUCAUCAGAGGUCAUGGCUCAUUAGGCAUUGCUCUUGCGGAUAAAGAAUACGACGUAUGGCUCCUCAACAAUAGAGGUACGAAGUUCAGCAGACGUCACACUGAACUGAAUCCUGACAAGGACAAGAAAUUCUGGGAUUUCAGUUUCCACGAGAUGGGCUACUACGACCUCGCCGCUACCAUAGAUUUUGUUCUCGAUCAAACCGGCGAGGAGAAAAUUUUGGCUAUCGGGCAUUCUCAAGGAGCGUCACAAUUUUUCGCACUAACGUCAUUGAGACCAGAAUACAAUGAGAAGGUAAAAUUGUUUCUUGCAUUAGCACCUGGUGCAUACUUCUUUAAUAUGCCGACUCUGUUCCAAAUAAUCGCUACUGCUGGUCCUAUACUCUUAGAGCUUGGAAAAACGCUUGGAAUUGAGGAACUUUGUAAGGAUCGCGGUGCACUUCUCACCCUGAUUAAAACAAUUUGUACUAAAGGUAUUAUCAGCUACGAAGUGUGCGUCAAAGGUGCAAUUUUUCCUUUCAUGGGGCAUAACCCAGCAGGCUUCGAGUUAAGCUUCUUAAGAACCUUAUUUGGUCACACUCCCAGCGGGUUCUCAAGAAAAUGCUUAGAGCAUUACGAUCAGCUUUAUUUUAGUGAGAAAUUUUCCCAGUUUGACUAUGGUGUUAAAGGAAAUUUGGUUAAAUAUGGGCGUUCGUAUCCACCAGAUUAUGCUUUAAGCAAAAUAACAACAGAUGUUGCCGUGAUGGCUGGAAAGCUUGAUACACUUUCAUUGGUACAUAAUGCAAAAGUAUUAAAAAAGAAAUUGCCGAAUGUAGUACAUUUUGAGGUAAUUGAAGCCACGACACACACUGAUUUCAUUCUAAGUGGGGAAGCAUCUAAAUAUCUAUUUCCAUCUAUCUUUAGGCUUCUACAGAAAUAUGAUUAG